Molecule: messenger RNA, 156 nt
Organism: Trichobilharzia regenti
Lineage: Eukaryota; Metazoa; Platyhelminthes; Trematoda; Strigeidida; Schistosomatidae
Source: the annotation of a GenBank genome assembly
AUGAGUUCUCAAACAGGUCCGAAUAAUUUUUACAAUAGCAACCACGAAGUCACAGAGAAAAACAACAAAACUUGUGAAAACACGGGUGUACAUUUUUAUGGGCUCUAUGGAAAAGUUGCAUUUUGCGAAGCUUCCCCCAAGAAAGUAACAUUAGAG